UCGCUCUCUCUCCUCAGCGGCUCUCUUCCUUUCACUAUCGAGAAAGAUUCUGGAAGAAUUCAAAAUGACUUCCAUUAUAUCCAUUAUCUCGUUAGUCGCUCUUGUCGGAAUAUGCUUGGCAGAAGCAAAUUACUUGCCACCGUCAAAUGGAAACGGUAAUGGAAAUGGUAAUGGUAUCAAUGGCAAUGGAGUAUUCGGAAAUGGAAAUGGCAAUGGCGGAUAUACCAAUGGUAAUGGCGUGAAUGGAAAUGGCGCUUACGUAAAUGGAAAUGGGAAUGGUGCCAAUGGAAAUGGAAAUGGCGCUUAUGUAAAUGGAAAUGGGAAUGGUGUCAAUGGAAAUGGAAAUGGCGUAAAUGGUAAUGGCGGAUAUACCAAUGGUAAUGGUGUGAAUGGAAAUGGCGCUUAUAGAAAUGGAAAUGGUAAUGGUGUAUAUGUUAAUGGAAAUGGCGUAAAUGGUAAUGGGGCAUAUGCUAAUGGAAACGGUGUAAACGGAGGAUAUCAGAACGGAAAUGGAGUGACCGUGUACGCCAAUGGCAUUGUGGAUCCGUUCAGAGCCCUAGCUGAUGCCAUUGGCGGUGGAGGCGUCCCAGGUGUGGACUACCCCAUCCUGGCCUUCGUCCCCGACACCGGGUUCUCGUGCAACGGCCAACUUCCUGGAUAUUACGCUGAUACUUCUCCCGAGGCUGGCUGCCAGGCUUUCGAGUCAGUGCAGCGGGAGAGUUUCUGGAGAACACUGGGUCUCCGUGGGAUCCCCCCUGGGAUUAUUGAUUUGCUGUCUGGCCUAUAUACAGAUACCGAGUGCUGUGAAGUGCCUCUCAUUGGAAUAUGUUUAGCAGAAGCAAAUUACUUGCCACCUUUCAAUGGAAAUGGUAACGGCAAUGGGAAUACAAAUGGAAAUGGAGUAUAUAGAAACGGUAAUGGAAAUGGUAAUGGCGUCAAUGGAAAUGGGGCAUAUGUUAAUGGAAAUGGUGUCGAUGGAGUAUUCAGAAAUGGAAAUGGCAAUGGCGGAUAUACCAAUGGUAACGGUGCGGUGUGA
Penaeus indicus is the source of this 1036-nucleotide messenger RNA. RefSeq lists its product as uncharacterized. The coding region runs from base 65 to 1036 and encodes 323 amino acids. NCBI's taxonomy places the organism in Eukaryota, Metazoa, Arthropoda, Malacostraca, Decapoda, Penaeidae. The transcript has 4 exons. The record is from RefSeq and is a predicted model, not a curated record.